AUGUCGUACAUAAAAAAUUGGAGAAAAAUAGAUUCAGCUGCUACGUCUUUUGCAUUGGAGAGCAGCAGUGAUGAAAAUGAUGGAAAUGAAGAUGAAAAUACAGAACACACCAGUACGUUUUCAGAUGAGUUAGAAAAUAAUCAUACAGAAACGGGAAAUGAGACAACACCUAGAUAUGAGGAGAGUUACUCUGAAGACUCUGAAUUUAGUCAUCACAGUGAUAUCUCUAGUUCAGACCAAUCAGAUUUUGAACUGGUUGAUGCUGAAGAGGUCGCCCAUCCAUCAUUUAAAAGAGAGUUAGCUGCCUGGCUAACAGAAAAUCAUGUCAGGAGAGCAGGAGCUGACAAGUUACUGGAUAUUCUUCGGCAGAGGGGACACGAUCUUCCCAAAGAUUCUAGGACUUUACUGCAGACGCCGAUUGAAGUUCCAACAGAAGCCAGAUGUGGUGGAAGUUUUGCUUAUUUUGGAAUUAAAGCAUCUCUCGUCACUUUCUUGAUGGAAAAGACAACUUGGAUUUCGAUGUCUUGGAUAAGAGCUGUGUGGCAAGAAGACAAACAGCAAGAGGAAGGAGUAGUUCCAUCGUCAUGGAUACAAGAUGGGCAAGUAAAGUGGCCAAAAACAUCAAAUGCAUUUAAGGCGUUGAAGGCUGGUCAACAUCCAGAUGAUGGCAAAGGGAAAUGGUUGAAGUUCCCACUUAUCAAGGAAAAGUUGAGAUCAGAUAACUGGCAAGAGUGUGAGGAUGUCAACAUAACAACAUCGAUAGAGACAGAGGAAGAAGAGGAUGACAUAUCUCAGAGGAGAGAGAGAAAAAAGAAAAUCUACAGAGAUUUUAUAACAGAAGUUGAGGAUAGAACUGAAAAGGAGACCUCUCCUAUUCAGAAUACUUCAGUGGCACCAGUAGCAGAAAUCGAAGACUCUUCUACCAAUGAAGAACGAGUUUGCUUUCCACAACCACCCCAAAAAUUCCAACAGAAAGCAACAUCAAGUUCGCGAGAAAGGUCGAGAUCUUUAGAGAGGUCAAUAUCUCAGGACACAUCAAGGUCUAGGGAGAGGUCACUGGCUCGGGAGAGGUCACAUGCAAGGGAGAGGUCAUUGGCAAGGGAGAGGUCAAUGGCAAGGGAGAGGUCACAGGCAAGGGAGAGGUUACAGGCAAGGGAGAGGUCACAGGCAAGGGAGAGGUCACAAGCAAGAGAGAGGUCAGGAUCAAAGUCUCGCUUUUGUCACAGGCGAGACAGGUCCUGGUCAAGAUCAGAAUCCUUUUCCCCAAGACGACAAAGCAGGGUGCCUUCACCCACUGGCUGGAGUACAAGAGUGUCCAGACCCCAGUCUAGACUACCAACAAGAUCAAGGUCUAGAUCAAGGUCAAGUUCAAGAUCUAAACUACACCACAGACAAAGGCCAGGGUCGAGUAUGAGCACACUCUCUGCUGCUGACUUGAGCUGGCACAUCCCAAUCCCUUCAUCAACCCCAGUACAGCCACAAAGAUUUCGAGCAGAAAGACCAACUAGUCUGUCUUCUUCCAACAGAAUGGAUGAUGCUGAGAAGACAGAUAGAACUGCCCCAAAAUUGAAGAAGGAUGACCUAUCAAAAUUGGCCUUUCCGUUGUCCGAGAAAAGAUUCCAGCGCAAAAUGUUUUUUUUACUAAUAGACAUCAGGGAAGACUCGACGCAUUAGAGACAAAUUCAAAGUCAGAUUCCCAAACGAUGGUUGGGACUUCAAGGCUUCCAAAACAAGCAGGAUCAUUAGAAGAGUUCUCUCAACUAGACGGAAGCUUAUCCAACAUAGACAAAAGAGAAAAACUGGUGCAGAGACUUUCUAAGGUUGGGGGGAGCUCUGUAAGAAGUGUUUGUAAAAACAUUUUACUGAAACUUGCCACAAAUGAAGUGAUGUCCAAGUUCAACAUGAAGGGUACCAGAGGAAAAAUAAGCUUCACUGUUACCAAAGUAUUUGGUGUUGUGAAAGAGAGUGCUCAGUUGUGUAUUGGAGGCAGUGACGCUGACAUUGAAAAUUCCAUAGCAUACACAUUGAAACAUGCACCAGACAGGCGUGGUGGAGGAGGAAGACAGUAAUUCCUAGUUUAAUAAAUGAAAACAUAUCUGUAUGUUUGAAUGUAUUUAGCCAAACGUUACAAACAACAAAAUGACUAUUUGAUGAUAUACCGUAUUUGACCUAAUAAGGGCGCCCCUACCUUUUUUAAAGGAAAUAAAU
Messenger RNA from Pecten maximus, 2208 nucleotides. RefSeq lists its product as uncharacterized. Bases 1 to 1674 code for a protein of 557 amino acids. Lineage: Eukaryota; Metazoa; Mollusca; Bivalvia; Pectinida; Pectinidae. The transcript has 11 exons. The record is from RefSeq and is a predicted model, not a curated record.